AUGGAUAAACACACCAAUACUAUCCCUACAACUUGCACCACCAUUAUCGGCACCGAAUUAGCCAAUAUUGAAGCUGUGCUCACUCGGAAGAGCCUGUCCGACAAGGGAACAUACACCCGGCUUUGUGAACAAUGGCUGGAACAGUUCUUGGAAGGCAAUAGCGGACGAGCACUAGAUGUCUCCUCCUACGCCUCCGCCCUGGAGAUGGCCGCCAUACUUGCCGAUAUCCAACCAGGCGACGAGGUAGUUGUCCCUAGCUAUACGUACGUGACAACUGUCAACGCAUUCGCGCUGAGGGGCCCCGUACCAGUGUUUGUAGAUUUGGAAGACGCCACGAUGAACAUUGACGCGAGCAAUCAUUCCCAGGUCGCUAAGAGACACGAGCUAUUCAUCUGCGGGGAUACAGCCAUGGCGUGUAUGUCUACCUAUAAGGGGCAGAUGCUCGGCACUAUUGGCAAUGUCGGCUGCCUCAGCUUUCAGGAAAAGAAGAACAAUACAGCCGGAGGUCAGGGAGGUGCCCUCCUAAUCAAUGACCCAGCGCUGGUCGAGCGAGCCGAGAUCCUCUAUGAUCACGGGACUAACCGUUCGCACUUUAUGCGCAGUGAAGUUGAUCGCUACCAGUGGCUGGAUCUGGGGUUGAAUGCCACUCUUUCUGAACUGCAGGCAGCGUUUCUGUACGCGCACUUACAAGCCGCGGAUUGCAUCAAUGCGCGCAGAAGGCAUAUCUGGGGCCAUUACUUUGUCAGUUUGUUACCUUUAGUCCGCAAGGGGUACAUUACUUUACCCCAUGCUCCUGAUAAUACCACCCAUAAUGCGAACAUGUUCUAUAUUAGGCUUAUGGGCCCCACGCAGCGCCAGGAUAUGAUUCGGCAUAUGGCAAGCGCCAAGGUUCAGGAGGUUGUGAUCCGGGAAGUGUUUGCUUUUUGGGAUGAGACAGCCGAGGGUGGUAUUUAG
Aspergillus pseudotamarii is the source of this 954-nucleotide messenger RNA. RefSeq names its product pyridoxal phosphate-dependent transferase. The transcript has 3 exons. Gene Ontology annotation, biological process: polysaccharide biosynthetic process. The record is from RefSeq and is a predicted model, not a curated record. Gene Ontology annotation, molecular function: dTDP-4-amino-4,6-dideoxygalactose:2-oxoglutarate transaminase activity; pyridoxal phosphate binding. NCBI's taxonomy places the organism in Eukaryota, Fungi, Ascomycota, Eurotiomycetes, Eurotiales, Aspergillaceae. The coding region runs from base 1 to 954 and encodes 317 amino acids.